Messenger RNA from Aedes albopictus (Asian tiger mosquito), 2082 nucleotides. RefSeq lists its product as uncharacterized. Gene Ontology annotation, biological process: SCF-dependent proteasomal ubiquitin-dependent protein catabolic process. Bases 1 to 1533 code for a protein of 510 amino acids. Lineage: Eukaryota; Metazoa; Arthropoda; Insecta; Diptera; Culicidae. Gene Ontology annotation, molecular function: protein binding. The record is from RefSeq and is a predicted model, not a curated record. Gene Ontology annotation, cellular component: SCF ubiquitin ligase complex. The transcript is spliced from 4 exons.
AUGAUGAAAAUAAACAAUUUUCCGGAAGAGAUUCUCGAAGUGAUAUUCAGUCAUCUUCCGUUGAAAGAUCGUAAGAAUGUUUCGCUGGUGCGCCGGGACUGGGCCCGGUUAGCAUUUUCAAGACCUUGUUUGGAAUCAACUGAGCUGAAUAUCGAUGGUUCGAAGGCUGCCGAUGUAUCGCCGCUGGAACACAGUCAACGAAAGUACCGAUUCGUUUGCUUCCGCAUGGAUUGUAGCAGCCUCGAAAACCGCCAACUGGAAGGGAUUCGAAGCGUACUGUGUAAGUUUAGCUGUACGAUCAUGCGGUUGCGAUUUGUGUGGGACACCAUGGAUGUUCCAUUCGAUCUGAGAUUGCUGUUGCAUCUAAUAGAAUUCACACCUUCUUUGAGGGAAUUGAUCGUGGAAGAUUCCACCAACCAGUAUGAUGAACAAAAUGUAGACCCUUCCGUGGAAAUUCAAAGCUUUCAUAACUUGGAGAAACUGACCAUUCCCAACUGUGUGAUGGACAACAUUCAGUUUGAUGUAGCUAGAUUGGCCCCUAAUGUAAAGCAUGUCAGCCUAUCGACCACAGGGAGACACUUAUGGACCGCUCUUCAUCUGGUUGGUGCCCAAAUACGAAGCAUGAGCCUGAAGACCGAGACGAAAGGCGUCUUCAGACAACUCUGGGCAAUAGAACCAUAUUCGCUAGAAAAGCUUCACCUGCAUAGGCUAUGUAGCGAUCUGAUGGAGCCUAGCGACCUCAAACUCAACGAUGUAGUCGUAUUCUUCUCACAGUGUAGAGUCCUGACCGUCCUUGGACUUGAGCUACAAGUGCCAUGCAGCGUUAUCCAGCUAAUUGCAAACAGUUGUCCUACGUUGAAGUCUCUGCUGGUUUAUGAAAUUGAGGAAGGAUGGCCACUGCUGAAAAUGUUGCAGCAAUUUGAAAAUCUUGAAAGUCUCACAGUAAGGGUAGCUCAUUUUGAAGUGAAGCCUUCGGAAGAUGAAGACUUGCGGCUGGGUAAGUUGAAGAGCCUCACCCUAGAUGGAGUGGAGUUCGAGAAUCCAUUUGACUUUUUCCAUCAACUGGGCCAGUUUGCGCCGCGAUUGCAAGAACUGCAAUUUGCUCAGUACGAUGAUAGCUGCAACGAAAAUUAUCACUUGACUGUGCUGAAGGCGGUACUCCAGCUAAAGCUGCCGCUAUUGAUGAAACUCGUUCUGUUUGAUAACUCAAGUUACUUCCCAUCGCAUGUCUUCAAUCAGUUCAAUUUGUUUCCGAAGCUUAAGGAGCUUCGACUGGCAUACUGUGGACUAUCAGCGUGGAAUCGAUCUAUUGUUGUUCCCGGCGUUGAGAAGUUGGCGCUAGAUAUUUAUGAGCUAACAACCUUCCAGCUUCGUAAUCUUUUGAAGAUGUUUCCCUCGUUGGUCACACUAGAUGCAGUUGAACCGGAAGAUCCACUCAACUUUAGAAUCGAUGACCUACCCAGAACGUCUUUGCUUUGCGAUUUCAAUGUCCGUAAGCGGGGUUUCAAUAUUAUAGAUGAAUGGGUAUUGUAAGGUAGCACUGGAAAAUGUUCUUUCUUUUAAAUAAAAUAGAAAAAUGGACGAAAUUUGAUGUAUGUACAUGUUUCAUGAACGGAUUGAGACUGAAAAUAACCCAAGUAACCAAAAGUUCAGAUAAAAGGAUACUUUAUAAGCUAAGCAGCUUGUUGGAGGUUGCUCAUUAGCCUUCUAAGCAGCUUCAUUUUUUAAAUUAUUUUGGAACUUGAAAGUUCACAUAAGCACGCUGGAUAGCCUUCUAAGCAGCUUCUGACAGAACUUUGACAAAAUUCAUGCAGAAACAAAAAUGUAUUUUUCAGAAUCACAACUCUGUUGGUGGGUUUGUGAUUCGUGUCUGGAAAAUGCUUCUUAUAAUUAUAUUUUUACACAUGUCGCUGCUAUGUAGAUUUGAACUGGAUCCUCCUGCGUGAUAGCCUGUCGACUUACCGCUGCGCUGCUGAAGACACUUGACAAAGUCAAGAUAACUUCACUACUGUACAAAUGUGCAAAACUAGCUGCCGACAGAAAAUCGAUUCAAGUCAGCCUUUACCUGCUGUUCACUUAUCG